UCUCUCUCUCUCUCUCUCUCUCUCUCUCUGUUUCGUCUUUCAUUCUUUCUCCAAAAGUCCUAAUACCCUGAUCUUUUGUUCUUUGUCUUUUCUUUUUUUGGAGAUUUUUUAACUUCAGUUUUGUUUUCUUUUGGGAUUCAAAUUAGGGUUUAAUAAAAAAAUUGAUUGGUGAGAAGUUUAGUUGUUGGAUGCGGGUGAAGCAGUUUUUGGGGAGUUGGAGAUUUUUAUUGUCUCUUUAGGGUUCUCCGGUUAAGUUAGGGGGGCGGGGGGACAAAUUCCGGUUUCACUUUCGUCGGAAUCUGAAAAUUUUCUCCGGCGACAUGGCUUCCAAUCUCCCUAUGAGCCCUCAAUUGGAGCAGAUCCAUGGCGAAAUCCGUGACCAUUUCCGAGCCCUCGCGAAUGGUUUCCAGAGGUUGGAUAAGAUCAAGGAUUCAACUAGACAGAGCAAACAACUCGAGGAACUUACUGACAAGAUGAGAGAGUGUAAAAGGUUGGUCAAGGAGUUCGACCGUGAACUUAAGGAUGAGGAAGCUAGAAACUCUCCUCAAGUAAAUAAGCAAUUGAACGAUGAGAAACAAUCUAUGAUCAAGGAGCUUAAUUCUUACGUUGCACUAAGAAAAACGUAUAUGAGUACCCUUGGCAACAAGAAAGUUGAACUUUUUGAUAUGGGAGCUGGAGUUAGUGGCGAGCCUACUGCUGAGGAAAAUGUUCAAGUGGCUUCUUCUAUGUCAAACCAGGAGCUUGUUGAUGCUGGAAUGAAAAGAAUGGAUGAGACUGAUCAGGCCAUUGAGCGCUCAAAACAGGUUGUAGAACAAACACUCGAAGUUGGAACUCAAACUGCAGCUAAUUUAAAGGGACAGACGGAUCAAAUGGGACGCGUUGUUAACCACUUGGACACUAUACAAUUCUCUAUCAAGAAGGCCUCUCAGCUGGUGAAAGAGAUAGGGAGACAGGUGGCUACCGAUAAAUGCAUAAUGGGGUUCCUGUUUCUCAUUGUAUGCGGUGUUAUAGCCAUUAUCGUAGUGAAGAUCGUACACCCGAAUAACAAAGACAUUAGGGACAUCCCAGGAUUAGCUCCUCCAGCCCAAUCGAGGAAGCUAUUGUACUUGAGGAAUCAAGACUAAACGGGAGAAUAUAAAUCUCUAUUGUAUAUUUAAUCACGAGGAAUGAGGAAGUUGCAUCUUGAGGUUCGAUAAUUAAUCGUCUCUGCUUUUUCAUUCGUUAACACUCCAAAUCAUGGAUGAGAGAGAGAAGCUUGUUGGCAUUGUGUGCUUUGAUAGUUGCCGAGGCUUGGGACUGUUUUCAUGUUCAUGUUCUUUUGCUUUUUUUUAACCCAUUCGUUUGAAUCUGCGUUUUGAUUGGAGGGUGUGUAUAUUUUUUCAACUUACGUCUCUAUGUUUUUUUUUGUUUUUGUAGUAACUUAUCACUUCUUUUGUAUAAAAUUCAGACCAUGUUAUACUCUCUCACGUUCUCUUUAUAUUCUUUUCUUCA
This is a messenger RNA of Capsella rubella, 1491 nucleotides long. Its product is annotated as novel plant SNARE 13. Lineage: Eukaryota; Viridiplantae; Streptophyta; Magnoliopsida; Brassicales; Brassicaceae. The record is from RefSeq and is a predicted model, not a curated record. The transcript has 10 exons. Gene Ontology annotation, biological process: vesicle fusion. Gene Ontology annotation, cellular component: ER to Golgi transport vesicle membrane; endoplasmic reticulum membrane; late endosome membrane. Gene Ontology annotation, molecular function: SNAP receptor activity; SNARE binding. Bases 321 to 1124 code for a protein of 267 amino acids.